Girardinichthys multiradiatus is the source of this 1286-nucleotide messenger RNA. RefSeq lists its product as uncharacterized. The record is from RefSeq and is a predicted model, not a curated record. NCBI's taxonomy places the organism in Eukaryota, Metazoa, Chordata, Actinopteri, Cyprinodontiformes, Goodeidae. Gene Ontology annotation, biological process: response to bacterium. The transcript is spliced from 6 exons. Bases 17 to 1048 code for a protein of 343 amino acids.
UUUGGACAGCCAUUUGAUGAUUAAAAAGAAAAUGCUGGUCAUAUUUUAUUUACUACUGCUGCUCAGAGACGGACAUUUCACAAAAGGUUACAACUUUGUGACAAAAACUAUUCCUGUGGGGCAAAAUGUGACCCUGGUGUGUCCUCGCCCGCCAUCCAAUCAUUCUCAAAGUUUGUUUUGGAUCAAAAUUGCUUCUGGAAACUGGCCUGAAUUUCUUGGACAAACAAUAACCUUUGAUUAUGAAGGGGUUUCCAAAACUCGUCACUUUACAUCAAAACAAGGGAACGGAACAUUUAUUCUGCAUAUUAAGGAAGCUCAGCGGAAUGACACUGGACUUUACUACUGCUUUAAAGUUGGAGAAUUAAAGCUGAUAUUCAUGAAAGGAAGUUUUCUGAAGAUUCAAGGACCAGAGGCAGAUGAUACUACUGUAACUCAGUUACCUCUAUAUGAAUCCCUCCAUCCAGGAGACCUAGUGACUCUACAGUGUUUUGUUUUCUCUGACUGUGAGAGGAGAAAAUGUCCAACUGAUCACAGGGUGUACUGGUUUCGAGGUGGAUCAGAUAAAUUUCGUCCCAGUGUAGUUUAUGCUGAUGGAAAAAGUGAAAAAGAAUGUGAGACGAGUCCUGAGGCACAGAAAUGUGUCUACAGCUACUCCAAGAACGUCAGCCAUGCUGAUGCUGGGACUUACUACUGCGCUGUCGCCACAUAUGAAGAAAUAAUUUUCGGGAAUGGAACUGAACUGGAUAUUGAAGAACAACGGGGUUUUGGGGAGUCCAAAAUAUUUCUACUGUUAUGCGUGGCUGUGGCUGCAUGUCUUGUAGUCAUUAUGUGCCUCAUUUACACCCUGAAGAAGAAACCUUUUCAUUUUUGCAAUGAUGCCGGGACAGAACAUGGUCCUCAGCAGAAUGAACAGAGAAAUGCACACUGUUUGGUUUAUUCUGCCCCAACCUUCACAAGGAGCAAUGGUGGAAAAGCAGAAAGAAGAAAAGUAAAAGCAACACAUGAAGAGACGGUCUACACACAAGUCAGGGAUUUCAGGAUUCACUAACAAAGCAUUAAAUUAGUCAAGUGAUGGUAAUUACUGUUUUUUUUAGCACUCUGGAAAUCGCUGAGUGUAGCCUUUUUAGAGGCUCAUCUUACACCAUUCUAAUUGACCGUUCUGUAUAUUUUCAGUUUAUUCACCUUCCCACUGUAAAAAAAAAAAAAAAGACUGUUAGGUUAAUUGGUCUCUCUAAAUUGCCCUUAGGUGUGAAUUAGUGUGUGCAUGGUUGUUUGUCCUUUAUGUC